Ceratitis capitata (Mediterranean fruit fly) is the source of this 1304-nucleotide messenger RNA. RefSeq lists its product as uncharacterized. The transcript is spliced from 2 exons. The record is from RefSeq and is a predicted model, not a curated record. The coding region runs from base 836 to 1300 and encodes 154 amino acids. Lineage: Eukaryota; Metazoa; Arthropoda; Insecta; Diptera; Tephritidae.
GUGUGGGUGAUGAAUAAGUAAGCUUAUUAUUAAGGAGUCAUUAUCGUUUAAGCACUUGAGUUGAAUAAAAGGUCAUACAUUGGAGUAAGCCUAAACCUCGUGUAUUUAUUUAUUUUAGUGGCGCAGUCGGUAGGAUCUGUGAAAAAGAUCCUUAAAACGAACCUAUGCACAAAUGUUCUAACUACAAAGAUUAAAUAUUAAAACAUACAAAGACUAAUUUCAUACUUGAAAUUAAAAAAAAAAAUAUUAUCAGAGAUAUAAAACAAAUAUAAUAAUGGAAAAAGUGUUUUCUAACCUAAUUUGUUAAAUAAGUUUGAAUUGACUUUCAAAUGACCCUUAGAAAGUAAGAGAAGAACUCGUAUUUUAAACUUUAAAGAAAAACUUAAGAGUGACAUUUCAUUUAACAGUAGCACUAAGUGAAACAAAUACAAAUAGUGCAACUGAAAAACUGAAAACUAAAUAAAAGCAACAAAUGAUUGUAUAAACAACAAAAACAUUAUUGCGUGCUAAACUUUUGAACACUACAACACUAAGCAGUCGGCAUAUCUGCAUUGUUGUUUGUGUGCUGUAUGUUACAAACGUGAGAAACAAAACCCAUUUAGUUUUGUUUGCAUUUUGUUGUUACAUAUAACAAAUAUAUAAUCGAUGUGAUGAGAGAUUUAAAUACUUCGCACUUUCCAAUAUAAAAAGAGAAAUAGAUGAACUUAAAUAAAAAGUUAGAAAUUUUAAAUAAGUGCUUAAAAAAAUUAGACAAUUGAAACAAAAACAACAAACAUGGCCGAAGCACAGCAAAUAAGAGAGCUUAGUACUGUAUAUCGAUAGCAUUGAUUCCAUAAUGCCUGUGGUUGAUUCAACGCAACCGACUGAGAAAGCAUUUUAUUUCAACUGCAUACUACGAACUUUACAAGGGGCAGCGUUGGACGUCAAAAGAAGGGAGCAGCCGUCAGAUUGGUCCACACUAAGAGAACUUUUAGUUGAUGAGUUUGGAGAACGCACUCCAAUCUUGACUCUUAUUUUACAAGGAGAUCCAUUCAGCAAUACUAAUUUAUGUCAAAAUCAGACCAGACAGGUGAAGGUUAGCCACCCCAGUCAACAAAGUCAUUGUACCAACUCAUUCAAUGGUCCGAUUACAUAUACCCCAGGCAAUGCCCUGCAAACAAGUUCAUUACAAACACGAGUAUCUCAUCCCGUUGGCUCGAAUCAAUCAAGAAUACGAAGAUAUGGUCAACCUGACCCAAUGGAUCAAGAUGCUUCAAAUUUUCAAUUAGAAGCCUCGGAAGACUACCCUCGAUUAAAUUGACACU